AUGGAUCGGAAUUCACAAAAUGCAAGGGAUUUCAUGAAGUAUACUAUUUCGAGGGGAUACAAAGUUGAUUCUUACGAAUUUGGAAAUCAACUCUCCGGAGCCGGGAUGGGCGCAAGGGUUGAGGCUGAACAAUAUGGAAAAGACGUAAUAGUACUUAAGAAUAUGGUGAAAGACUUACACCCAGACCCCAAAACUCAACCAAAGGUUCUAGGUCCUAGUGGCUUUUAUGACGAGAAAUGGUUUAAUGUCUUCCUAGAAGUUUCGGGACAAGGAGUUGUUGACGGAGUUACGCACCACAUCUACAAUCUUGGACCUGGUGAUGGUCUAAACUUGAUUACCAAGAUUCAAGAUCCUUCGUACUUGAAUCAAGUUGCCCAAACCUAUAGAGGUGUUUUUAAUAUUGUCAACAAGUUUAAACCGCAGUCGAGCUUGGGUUUCAAUCUGUGGAGCUCUUCGUAUGGUGCUAAAGAUGUGUCUCCAACCUUUGCCGAUGGAUUUUGGUAUUUUGAUCAAUUAGGAAUGGCUUCAACCUACAAUCACAAGGUUUUCUGCAGGCAAACUCUCAUCGGUGGAAAUUAUGCUUUACUUAACACUACAACAUUUAUUCCCAAUCCGGAUUACUACGGCCUGGGGUUUUGUAUCAUUUUUAUCAACUUGUCGAAAGAUAGCUCGUUCGAUGUAACCCUUUCAAGUUACGAACAUCAUCGUCGUAAUUUGAGAUCCACGGAUGUUGCGAAGCCCAAUUUUGAAUUUACGAGUCACCUGAAUAGGGAAGAGUAUCAUCUGACUGCAUUAGGUGGAGAUAUACAAGGUCAAAUCGUGUUGCUGAAUGACGUUUCAAUGGUUCCGACAGAUACAUUCGACAUUCCGCGAUGGAUCCAAAGCUUGUCAAUGCUUCCACACCCAUCUCGGUUGCUACUCAUUCCAUAG
Molecule: messenger RNA, 930 nt
Organism: Gossypium arboreum
Lineage: Eukaryota; Viridiplantae; Streptophyta; Magnoliopsida; Malvales; Malvaceae
Product: heparanase-like protein 2
Exons: 5
Coding region: 1-930 (309 amino acids)
Cellular component (GO): membrane; plant-type cell wall
Molecular function (GO): beta-glucuronidase activity
Source: RefSeq, a predicted model, not a curated record